AAAAUAUCCUUAUACAAUUUUUUUGAAUGAAAACGAACUUUAAAUUCAAUUUGUGAAAAUAGAGAACAAUGUAUUUUAAGUUAAAUAAUUUUCUGAUACUAUUAGUUUUAGUUAAUUUAGGAUUUUCUUAUGCUAAGCUACCAAGUGUAAUUGAACGAUGUUCACGAAAAGACCCCAAUCCACGUGAUUGUAUUCGAGCAUCCGUUGAAAAGCUACGCACCAAUUUAGCUACAGGAAAUUGGGGUGAUGAUUUCAAAGUGCCAAAACUUGAGCCACUGCUGCUGGACGGAAUUUACAUGGACCGGGGAAAAGACUUUAAAGCCAACUUCACCGAUAUCAGUGUUAAUGGUCCAGGAAAAUGGAUUUUAGAGGAUAUCAAAGUGGCUGACCUUGAAAAAUUAACCUUUGAUUUUAUCCUAACUCUGCCAAAGCUGGAAUUCACGUCAAAAUAUUCACUGAAUGUUCGUUUGGCGAUCGUUGACAUCAAAGGAAAAGGAAACACAAAAGGAUAUUUCAAAAACUCUCGCGCUCGUGUACGUGUUCGUGGCUACGUCGAACCUAAGGAUGGCAAAAAUUAUGUUCGAUUCCGUCGGAUUCAAGUUCGUAUCAAUAUUCCAGAAGCUAAAUUUUAUCUCGAAAAUUUAUUCAAUGGUGACGAAGUGUUGGGACAACUUGGAAAUCGCGUCAUUAAUGAAAACUCUCAAAUAUUUUUGGCGGAUCUUGUGCCCGGAUUAGAGAAUAGUUUGUCAGAAAAGUUUACAGAUAUUAUUAACAAUGUCCUUCGAGAUGCAACCGUCGAGGAUAUGUUCCCACCAGAAUUGUAAAAAUAGUUUAAGUACUUUGUGAUAGAAUUAAAAUAUAAAUUAAAAAAUUAAAAUAUUUUUGAAUGCCAACAAAGUUUGAAUGAACUCUAUUUUUUUUUAUAUAUAUAUAUAUUUUUUUGUUUCAAAAAAAAUGUCAAAUGAU
This is a messenger RNA of Culicoides brevitarsis, 966 nucleotides long. RefSeq names its product protein takeout-like. The transcript is spliced from 4 exons. Bases 69 to 824 code for a protein of 251 amino acids. NCBI's taxonomy places the organism in Eukaryota, Metazoa, Arthropoda, Insecta, Diptera, Ceratopogonidae. The record is from RefSeq and is a predicted model, not a curated record.